Aspergillus ruber CBS 135680 is the source of this 979-nucleotide messenger RNA. RefSeq names its product MDR family NADP-dependent oxidoreductase. Gene Ontology annotation, molecular function: oxidoreductase activity, acting on the CH-CH group of donors, NAD or NADP as acceptor. The record is from RefSeq and is a predicted model, not a curated record. The coding region runs from base 1 to 903 and encodes 300 amino acids. The transcript has 4 exons. NCBI's taxonomy places the organism in Eukaryota, Fungi, Ascomycota, Eurotiomycetes, Eurotiales, Aspergillaceae.
AUGACCGCUCGGCCACAAGAAUUUGUUGCCCGCGCCUACGCUCCUAAGAAUGGGCUCCUUAUCAAAUCUCUCUAUGCGAGUUUUGAUCCCUACAUCCGAGCUCAAAUAUAUUCUCCACCCUUCCAUCUCAACAAACCCAUCGACGCUUUCGGCAUCGGCAAGGUCCUAAAGCCAAACAACGACUCCUACAAAGAGGACCAGCUCAUCAUCGGCGAAAUUCCGAUUCAGAAGUACGUCACGCUCGUUAAGAAUUCCGCUGCUAGAAUCCGUUCUCUGGGGAUUCCCCUCGGACUAGAGAUCCGUGUCUUCCUCUGCACCUUAGGGAUGUCCUGCCUAACUGCCUACUCUUUCUACGAAACCAUAAAACCGAAGAAAGACGGUACUAUUUCAUUUCCGCUGCGAGUGGUGCCGCCAAGUCUCGUUGAAAAUGUUGACUCGGAUGAGAAGGUGAACUACAUUCUUACUGGGCUGGAUUUUGACGCCGGCUUUAACUAUAUGAACGAGGAACCUAGUAAUACUCUCGCACGUCUCGCUCCACAGGGAUUGGAUAUUUACCAUGACAAUAUUGGUGGCGAGCACCUCGAGGCUACUCUGGAUGUCAUGUAUGAUUUCGGUUGCGCUGUUGUCUGCGGUAUGGUUUCUGAUUUGGACGGUGCUGCUUAUCCAAUUAAUAACCUCCACAAUGUCAUCAGGAGGCGUCUCAGCAUCCGCGGGUUUAUUGUCUCGGAUCCGGGGUUCGCUCAUAAAUACUUCUUGGGGCAUCAGAGGAACAUGCAGCGACGGAUCAAAGAGGGCUUUAUCAGAACUCUCAUUCAUGAAACAGUCGGUAUUGAAAAUGCUGCUGAGGGACUAGUCGGGAUCCUUCAGGGAAAGAAUAAAGGCAAGACACUGCUGAAGUUUUAGACUGAUGCUUGCCUCAUGAGACACUGGUGCUUAUCGGAGUAUUGAAGUAGAAGUCAGUGGACCUUUUUGCAUUAAC